UGGCCUUGGAUGUCGAUUACACACUGUUACUGUGUGAGAAAAUUAAUCCGUACGUAAAAGAUGAUACAAUAAUAAUAAUAAAUAAUACAAUAUAGAAAAGGAAUACGCGGGAAGCGAAUCAUGCAGACGUGAACUCUCGAAUGUAGCUUUCUUGUGGCCGUAUUAAUGUAUUAUGUAAGUAUACCGGGACAAUUCGUAGAGACAGGUCACUCUGUACACCUGAUUAGCGUCAACUCAACGUACGCGGAAUAUGGAGUGGCCAGUUUCCACAUAUUGUUCCUGUAUAGCACGUCGUUGACGUCUACAAUACAUACGGUCAAAAAGUGAGUACAAAAAUUGAUCAUUCCUACUUAAUUAAUUCAAUCGUUACAGUUGUUUUUUUUUUCCCCUGUACCCAAGACAAACUGUGAUUGAUAAAGUACGUUAUCAAUUUGGAAAAAAACUUGGCAUAUUUUUUCUCACCAUGGCAUUUGAAAAUUUUGAAUCUAGUUCCUUAGAAUCAUCCAACUGCAUAUCCUAAUUAAUGCACGCGGUCAUCGGAUGACAUUUGUCCUUAAAGCUACGAAGAUAUGUCGAGUAACGCUGAAGAUCGUACUUUUAUUUUCCUUUGCGCUUUUUUACUUGGUUUUAUCAGUAGUGAAUGAACACUCAUGAAUGUUUUGUUUAGGUUAGAUUGGGUCAGUUUGCCGUUGCCAUUAUCGUUAGAUUUUAUAGUUUCGUUAUAUAAUCACUCAUGGCGACUUAUCAGUAGCAUAGUAAUGAAUCAUGUAGAUGGUCCAUACAUUCUCAUAUUACAAUUUACUUCCUCGUCGCUCAUAACGCGUAUUUCACUGUUCGUUUAUCUUGUUUUUCUGCACGAAAUGAGACUCCCUUCAGAAUUUACUAACGAUGAAACCAAUAGCAACUGAGCAACUAUAGAUCAUAGCGAAUGUACGGUUGGCUACAAUAUCGAAAAGAACUGCUCAAUUUAAAAAUGCAACCUGGCGCACAGAUCCGGAAGUGGUCAGAAGCGGAUUGGUUGAAUCAUUCCACAAUGCGUCGAUUUGUCAGUUAUGUAAGUUUUCACCUCCAACCACGCUCUAGCAAGUUUUCCGCUCCACCUUCAAAUCAGUUGAUAUCUGAUUAGCGAAGCGAACAUUUGAAUAGUAUCUACUGUCCUACUAACUAAUCAAGUCACAAUUGAAUUCGUUUGGUGAUUCAGGUAUUAUCUUAUCACGAAUACGAUGAAUGAUAAAUUUCAGAAUCAUUGCUUAAUGUGAUGUAAUAUACGACAAAUCUUCGCGAAAAGAACACGAAGAGAAUUCUGUAAGAAUACACUUUUCACUGUAACAUUUGCAACCAGUUUGAUUGCAAUUUGUGCAUUUUGUGCUAUCUUGGGCCAUUGUUGCAUUGUUCAUCUGAUGAACGUCUUCUCAAAUUCAACCGACCUAACAAAUGCCAUUCUAUUUCAUUGUGUCGACUGAGUGAUGGGUACAAAGUUAUUGGUAUAACAAAACUAUGGGGCUGCAUACGGAACUGGAGUCAGAGGAAGAUUAAAGACAAUUCAAGUAGACUCAACGAAUGGCCUGGUAUCAAGUGAUACCUAAUUGUACAACAAAAGCUUGCCACUCCAUAAUCAAAUAUGGAGAAGAGUGAAAGGCAGCAGCGUUUCCCGCAUCCACGUGAAUCGGCGAAUCCACUUUCGUUGGUCACCUUCGCAUAUGUUCGGAAAAUUUUUAUGCUGGGCUUCAAAAGAGAUCUGGAAGUAGAAGAUCUAUAUGAGCCUCUGAAAGGACAUGAAUCUGGUGAUCUUGGCGAUCGCAUUGCUCAAGAAUGGGAAAAAGAAAAGAAACGAGCGGGAAAUGCAAUUGAGGAACAUCAACCUAGUCUGUUGAAUGUACUCAAGAAAUGCUUUGCAUUAGAUAUCAUAUUAUUUGGUACAGUUCUGACGGUUACAGAAAUGUUUAUCAGGGUACCACAGCCAUUGCUCUUAGCUGGUUUGCUACGAUACUUCGACCCUGCUAGUGGAAUGGCGAAAGAAGAGGCAUAUUUGUGGGCAAUGGGUAUUGCUUUGUGUUCUAUUAUUCACUGCUUGAUUCUACAUCCCAGUGUUCUCGAACUCGGCCACGUUGCUAUGAAAAUGAGAGUGUCAUGUUGCUCACUGAUAUAUAAGAAAUGUUUGAAAUUGUCGAGAACUGCACUCGCUGAAACUACCGUUGGGCAGGUUGUUAAUCUUCUCAGCAACGACGUCAGCAGAUUCGAUACGUGCAUCUAUUUACUUCCUUACAUAUGGCUGGGGCCUUUACAAACCGUAGUGAUGACAUAUUUCAUUUAUGAUCGAGUUGGUUGGGUUGCAGUAGUGGGAAUGUUCACACUUUUGACGUUUAUCCCCCUGCAAGGAUACCUUGGAAGGCUGUCUUCAAAAUUACGAUUCCGAAUCGCCCUGCGAACGGACACGCGUAUUCGACUUAUGGAUGAAAUCAUAAACGGAAUCCAAGUAAUCAAGAUGUUUACUUGGGAGAAGCCUAUUUCUUUGCUUGUGGAUACCGCUAGGAGGAAAGAGAUUCGUGAAAUAAGGAAGAAUAUAUUUAUUCAAGGAAUAACUGGGUCGUUCGACAUGUAUUUGCCAAGACUUUGUAUUUUCCUCACUAUAUUGGCCUAUGUUCUUCUCGGCAACUCGAUCACGGCAGAACAAGUCUUUAUGACGACCUCAUUUUACAACAUACUUCGUACAAAUAUGACUAAGGCGUUCCCAAACGCUAUUAUUCAACUUGCUGAGACCUCUGUUUCCAUUAAGAGAUUGCAAAAGUUUCUCAUGCUCACCGAAUCAGAGAAGAUACCAGACAAUAAUGUUCACCUCAAUCUCGAUAAAUCGAAGCAUUUACCCGCAGUUGUAUUGAAUAAUGCCUCAGCCAAUUGGAGGUCGGACAGUCAAGAAAAUACCUUGUCUAAUUUAAACGUUACGAUCGAACAUGGGCAACUCGUAGCCAUUAUCGGUGCCGUUGGCUCCGGAAAAUCGAGUCUCGUGCAAACCAUUCUUCGCGAACUCCCUUUGAAGAGCGGAAGUAUCAAAGUGAACGGCCAGAUAGCUUUCGCUAGCCAGGAGCCAUGGCUCUUCUCAUCCUCCAUCCGACAGAAUAUUCUCUUUGGUCGUCCGAUGGAUGAGUCGCGCUACCAAAAAGUGGUCAAUGUUUGUCAACUGAAACGCGACUUUACGCUAUUCUCUCAUGGCGAUAAAACACUUGUGGGCGAGAGAGGGAUCAGUUUGAGCGGGGGACAACGGGCGAGAAUAAAUUUGGCGAGGGCCGUCUACGCGGACGCCGACAUUUAUCUAUUCGACGACCCCCUCUCGGCAGUGGACGCUCACGUGGGAAGGCACAUGUUCGAGGAAUGCAUCGACGGCUAUCUACUUGGCAAGACUAGAAUACUGAUAACCCAUCAGCAUCAAUACUUGAAGCAUGUUGACCGCAUCAUCGUCAUGAAUAAAGGUACCGUCGAGGCUGUUGGAACGUUCGAUGAACUCCAAACCGCCGGACUUGACUUUGCCAAGCUAUUGGAAAAGUCGAAGGAUCCAGAGGACGAAGAAAAACAACCGGAAGUUUAUCGUAGAUUAUCUUCUGUCCCAAGCAUUCAGUCCGAACAAGGCGAUGAUAUGGAUCCCGUCGAGGUAGCAGAGUUAACAACGACCGGCCAGAUCUCUGGAAGAACCUAUAUUUCAUACUUCGGAGCGGCAGGUAGCAUUCAUUACAUUUUCAUGACAUGUGUGGUUUGCAUUCUGAGUCAAGCUGCCGCCACCGGGGGGGACUAUUUCAUCAGCUAUUGGGUCAAUCAAGAGGAAGCUUCAGUUGUUGUUAUCAAUGGCACGACGAUUUUCAACUGGACGAACCCAUUGACGAGAGACAUGUGCAUAUACAUUUACACCGCGUUGGCUGUCGCUACCAUAAUAACAAGUUUUGGGAGGGUGUUUAUGUUCCUGAAUGGCUGCAUGCAAGCAUCAAGGAACUUGCAUAAGAAUCUUUUUGGCAGCGUCUCCCGAGCAACGAUGCGUUUCUUUAAUAUGAAUUCGUCAGGGCGCAUAUUGAACAGAUUUUCGAAGGACAUGGGAGGUGUCGAUGAAUUGCUGCCAAUAAAUAUGUUACAAGUGGUUCAGGUGGGUUUGACGUUCGGUGGCACUUCUAUCGUCAUAGCUAUGGCCAAUCCUUUGCUCACGCUACCAAGUCUUUUCAUCAUAGUUGUAUUGUACUUUGUGCGGAUGUUCUACAUGCGCACCAGCAGAAGCAUAAAACGUCUGGAAGGAAUGACCCGCUCUCCAGUAUUUGCACAUCUUAGCGCUACAUUGAAUGGACUACCAACGAUUCGCGCAUUUCAUGCGGAGACCAUUCUUGCUGAAGAAUUCGACAAUCAUCAGAACCUGCAUUCUUCGGCCUGGUUCACGUUUAUUUCAGGAGCCCGUUGUUUUGGAUAUUAUGUGGACUUGACAAGCGUGAUCUACGUCACUCUCGUCAUCUUCAGUUUCCUUGUUCUCGAUCAGGACACAUUUGGAGGUACCGUUGGAUUGGUGAUCACUCAAUGCAUGGGACUCACGCAGUUGCUGCAAUGGGGAAUGCGAAUGUUGACGGAGAUGGAAAACCAGAUGACUUCUGUCGAGAGAGUCGUAGAGUACAGUAAUCUGGAAAGCGAGCCACCUCUGGAAAGUACACCGGAAAAUAAGCCUCCGCGAGAAUGGCCAAGUCUAGGGAAAAUCGAAUUCAGAGAUUUGUCUCUGAGAUACGAUCCCGAGGAACCUCCCGUCCUGAAUCACAUGAAUUUCACCAUUCAUCCUCGAGAGAAGAUAGGAAUCGUCGGACGUACCGGGGCAGGAAAGUCUUCCAUGAUUUCCGCUCUAUUCCGACUGGCCCUCAACGAAGGAGAAAUUUACAUCGACGAUGUGCCGACGAGCAAGCUCGGGUUGCACGACCUGCGAUCCAAGAUCUGUAUAAUACCCCAGGAACCGGUAAUCUUUUCGGGCCAUUUGCGGGAAAAUCUUGACCCAUUCACCGAAUAUUCCGACGACGUUCUCUGGCAAGCUCUCGAUGAAGUGAAACUAAAAGAAACCGUGAAUCUGCUACCGGGUGGGCUGAGCUCCAAGAUGUCCGAGAGUGGAUCGAAUUUCAGCGCAGGCCAACGGCAGUUGAUUUGUCUCGCGCGAGCAAUCGUGAAACGCAACCAGAUAUUGAUAAUGGACGAAGCCACCGCCAACGUUGACCCUCAAACCGACGUUUUCAUCCAAGAAACUAUCAGAAAGAAGUUCGUCGAUUGCACCGUUCUCACGAUAGCUCAUCGCUUGAAUACGAUCAUGGACAGCGACAGGGUGCUGGUGAUGGACGCUGGAACAGUAUUGGAAUUCGAUCAUCCUCAUCUUCUAUUACAAAAUCCUUCGAGUCAAUUUGCCGAUAUGAUCAACCAAACUGGCCGAUCGAUGGCAGAGACUCUUAAGGAAAUAGCAAAACAGAAUUACCUCAAUCGAGCGCUCACGUAACGAAGAAAAGUAGGAGAAUUCCUCUCCGCUAUGUUCCUUAGGAAUUCAUUUUCAAAGGUACUUCACAUUCGGAAAUGGUCCCCAAUCUUGUAUCAAAGUCACGAGAUUUUGCGGUUGGGAAUGGUCUUCAAUUCAUAGUAUUAAAAUCAAGAGACUUGUCUUCAUUUAGUUCCAUAGUCACUAUUAAACAAGAAUUGUCUGCUGAAUGUGAUAAAAAAUGUAAUAAUAUAUUUUUUUGUAUGAGAA
Athalia rosae (coleseed sawfly) is the source of this 5743-nucleotide messenger RNA. Its product is annotated as probable multidrug resistance-associated protein lethal(2)03659. Gene Ontology annotation, biological process: transmembrane transport. The transcript has 12 exons. Gene Ontology annotation, cellular component: membrane. Bases 1622 to 5497 code for a protein of 1291 amino acids. Gene Ontology annotation, molecular function: ATP binding; ATP hydrolysis activity; ABC-type transporter activity. The record is from RefSeq and is a predicted model, not a curated record. Lineage: Eukaryota; Metazoa; Arthropoda; Insecta; Hymenoptera; Athaliidae.